GAUGAACAUCCAGAUGUUCCUGAGACCGCAGUGAUCGGAGUUCCCCAUGAGAUCAAAGGAGAAGGUAAGACCCCUGACAAGCCUCAAUUUGUUUUUCAUCUCUCCUUUUUCACUCUUGAGCCAUCUGGAACCCGCCAGCAACCAGAGACAUUUCGACCCCUUCCAUUUCCAUUUGCGUUUGUGGUUUUAAAAGAAUCUGCUACUGACAACCAGCGUGUUGUUGUGGAAGACCUGAGACACCUAGUGGCUACCAAAAUAGCUAAAUAUGCUGUCCCAGAUCAUUUCCUGGUUGUGAAGCGACUUCCUAAAACACGCUCUGGAAAAAUCAUGAGGAGAAUCUUGCGAAAGGUCGCCAUGCAGGACACGAGCAACCUGGGGGACGUCUCCACACUGGACGACCCCUCCGUCGUUUCAGAGAUCAUUGAGGCCCAUAAACACUACAGAAGUCGUGCAGCUAAGAAGUAGAAAAAGACUGUUGGGAUGUUGCAACGUUUAUUUUGAGGAACUAUGAAUACAAAACUGUGAUGACAGGAAAUCAUGUAAAUGUGAGCGUGCCAUGUGUUAGGAACACAGAAGGCAUAAAUUGCAGAUUAAAUGCUCUCAUAUGUAGUAAAACACACUCAUGAAUCCCACCUGAACUGGAUAUUAGCCCCUCCAUUAGACUGUUAGUUAUCAUUUGAGGGUUGCACACUUGGACAAACCUCUUUUAAAACAUUAAUUAUGAAGCAUUUUGCACAGUGUUCUUCCUGUAGCCAGAGACUAGCUGAGAUUUGCUCUGUACGUCAGUAUUUUUUGCUUACGAGAUGAUUUUAUUUUAUUUUAAGUGCUCAAUCAGUCUGUUUCAGUAAAUCUCACCUCUCUCAUAUUCUCUUUUUCUUCUUCUUUGAAUUCUCCUUUUAUGCCUUAAUCUCCUCAUGUUUAUGACAAGAUGAACAUGAUAUGACUGGUUAAUUUUUAAUUAUUAAGUGUAAGUCUAAAUGUUAACAUCCAAUUCUUAGAAAAAAAAGUAAUAAUUUCUGAACAUUAAAAAAGUUUUAAAAUAUAA
Carassius auratus (goldfish) is the source of this 1045-nucleotide messenger RNA. Its product is annotated as acetyl-coenzyme A synthetase 2-like, mitochondrial. The annotation marks the transcript as partial. The record is from RefSeq and is a predicted model, not a curated record. The transcript has 3 exons. Lineage: Eukaryota; Metazoa; Chordata; Actinopteri; Cypriniformes; Cyprinidae. Gene Ontology annotation, cellular component: mitochondrion. Gene Ontology annotation, molecular function: acetyl-CoA synthetase activity. Gene Ontology annotation, biological process: acetyl-CoA biosynthetic process.